Messenger RNA from Guillardia theta CCMP2712, 561 nucleotides. RefSeq lists its product as hypothetical. The record is from RefSeq and is a predicted model, not a curated record. The coding region runs from base 1 to 561 and encodes 186 amino acids. The transcript is spliced from 7 exons. Lineage: Eukaryota; Cryptophyceae; Pyrenomonadales; Geminigeraceae.
AUGUACCUCUUCCUCCUCCUCAGAAUGCUUCAUCUCUCCCCUCUCCUCCUCCUCCUCCCCCUCUUCCUCAUCCUCUUCCGCCAACACCAUCACCACCAGCUUUCUCUUUCCUCCUCCUCAUUCCUUCUCCCUAGAUCAUCGGAUUGCAUGAAGGACUUCAUGGCAUUUCGAAACUUCUUCCUCAGCUCCAUCACAAGGUAUCACAAGAUUUCCUUUGCUCGCUUGCAUCCCCUCGAGGCAGCAGCUGAGAUGUGCUACGCCCGACAUCAUCGACUCUUUAUGAGUCGAGUAGAGUACCAGCUCGAGACCAGAGAAGUUCUUCGACUCAACAGGAGGAUGAGGACAGUAAAGACAUUCUUGCGCAUCGUCAAACAGAACCUUCGUCCUCCUGCUCUUAUCAUCAUCCACAGAGCUCCUGCGAUUUUCUCGUUGCCUCUCGCACAUCACGCCAGGCACGUCGAAGAAGAAGUGAAGGAGGCGCUCAGAGGACUGCGGCGAUCUCCUCAGGAUGUGAAGAUUGUACAGCAGGCGAAUCCUCCUCCCAGCAAGAAGCGCAUCUAG